Seminavis robusta is the source of this 732-nucleotide messenger RNA. NCBI's taxonomy places the organism in Eukaryota, Bacillariophyta, Bacillariophyceae, Naviculales, Naviculaceae. The record is from the annotation of a GenBank genome assembly.
AUGCCUCUCCACGGCGCCGAGAUUGAAUCUGAAAAGCAGGCGUUGCCGCCCACGAGCCACAAGUCUUAUAAGGUUCUGAUAAUCUCGAAUCUCUUUUUUGUGUUGGCGUCGACCUUUUACCUUGCCGCUGCCGCCUAUGAUGUCCAAGAGAACAAGACUGCCACUGCUACUUCUACAGUAACAAACCUGACUCCCUCUGUGGUUCUCCAAAUACUGGGAGGUCUGGCAUUCGUCGUUGUGGGUCUACUGGAUCUGUACAAUACCCAAAAGAAGGUCCACUUUUUCUUGACACUGGCAGGACUGUUUGCCGCGCUACGAGGGUUCUACCUAAAGAGCAAUUACCAGCUCUCGUCCGUCUUCAACAUGCUCUCGGCCCACUUGUUUCUCCUCGAAUCGCUCGACUGGAUCUACUCCCAUUUUGUCAAACUAAAGUUGGAUGACAAUGACAGUCGCAAAUCGUCACUGUUGGUGGCCGAAGCCGGUGACGCGUUCUUCUUUUUGGGGGCCCUUAUGGAUUGUAUCUUUUCCUGGAUUGACAUUUUCAAAGCGCCACCUCCACCGGGAUCCGCACAAGGACUGGCAUCGGCAUCGGGCGAUGUCGUGUCGGGUAUUCUGUGGCUGCUCGCAGCGCUCAUUUCCACAGUAUUGGCGUGUCGAUUGGGAAAACAAGGUUUUGCGGGAGCUAGUGGCGAAGGCGCUUCCAUGACGGCGGCUUCGGGGAGUAUGGCGUAG